CGAUCAGAGACUAAAGAUACUUUCAUUCGUGGAUACUUUUCUACCACGAGCUGUCCACCGCUCAUCUCGAAAGAGACAACAGCGUACUGAAGGCCUCCAGUAAGAUACUUUUCUACCACUGUUGUGGCUGCCGGCAGCUCAACUUGAAAAAGCCAACAGGGAGUACGAGUGUAUUGGAACAUUGGAACCCUCCAGAAGGACCCACAGCCAGCAGACGAGUUCGAAACGCCCUCUCAGCUUGCUACCGGUACCGGUAGCUGGUUCGUAGUUGAGGGCAACUUUACUGAUAAAGAUGGAAUCAAUGGACAUAGACACUUACAAAGAUGAGGAUGAAGAAGAACCCAAUGAUAAUCAUGACAUUAACAUGGUAGAAUCCAAGCAAGAAGCCAUGAUCCUUCGGGUCUGCGGGAUCCCAUUUCGCAAGGUUGCGUUUGUGUGUCUUUUACUAGUCAUUGUUCUGGUUUUGCUAUUGCUGGUCACUUUACAAAUCCAAAAACCUGAUACUAGUAGUACUACUUCAACGACACCAACAACAACAGACACCCCACACACUACUAGUACAAGUACUCAUGUUCCUGCUACCCCUGGUCCAGCCAGUGCUGCUACCCCAGUCCCUGUUACCCCUGCUCCUACAUCUGCCACCCCUGCCACAACCACAACAAGUUCAUCCUCAUCCUCUGGAACCACAGUGGAGAUUUUGGGUACAAGCUAUGAGAUUGCCACCACCUUGGUCAUUCGUGGAGGCUACACGGGCCAAAGCACAUCGAUUCCAACCCAAAUUGGAUUGCUCACUGCACUGACAGAACUAAAAUUGGCAGACAUUGAAAUGGUGGGACCCAUUCCAUCCCAAAUUGGUUUGUUGACACAGUUGAUUUCGUUGGAAAUGUAUAAAAACCAAUUAUCUGGAAGCAUUCCUACCGAAAUUGGAUCCUUGACUACCAUCAAAACCUUGAUCUUAAACAACAACCAAAUAUCCAAGUCCAUCCCAUCCCAAAUUGGAUUGCUGACAGAAAUGAAAAAACUUAACAUUGGUCACAACCAGUUAUCCAACCACCUCCCUACGGAAAUUGGAUUACUCACCAACUUGAGAGAAUUGUAUUUGAGCACGAAUCACCUAUCCAGCAGCCUUCCCUCCUCGGUGAUUGGAUCCCUCACUUCCAUUCAUCGCAUCUUCUUGGAUGAAAACCAAUUUUCCGGCAGUAUUCCUUCGGAGAUUGGAUUGCUGACACAUGUGUCGGAUUUACACUUGGAAUACAACAAAUUGACCAAUAGUAUUCCUUCGGAGAUUGGAGCAUUGGUCCAUUUGAAUGCGUUGAGCUUGCAUAAAAACACACUCACAAACAGCAUUCCCUCGGAAAUUGGAUUGUUAAAACAAGCCAAAAUUGUGAACCUGCAAGACAACCAGUUAUCCAACCGUGUGCCUUCCGAGAUUGGACUGAUUACCACAGUUGAAGCGUUGGUUUUGUACCACAACAAGCUUUCAGGCAGUGUACCCAGUGAUUUUUGUUCCAACAAUCCACGGCUCAGCAAAGUUCUAGUUGAUUGUGAUCCAGCUCCAUUUCCUGUGGAAUGCACUUGCGACAAAUGUCACUGUGCAUAGAACAUGCAAGAAUGCAAGACUUUUUCUUCUUAUUCUGCUCGAAACCACGCUUUUCCCAUGUUGUGGCGAGCGCUAGGUUUGGAGGUUGAAUAACAUACGGUACAUAAGAUGCUUGUUGUACUACAACGUGCAACAGCCAUUAUUUGCACGUUGUCAAACCAAUCAGUAUUCUAGUCCUUUCCACGGUCC
Molecule: messenger RNA, 1789 nt
Organism: Seminavis robusta
Lineage: Eukaryota; Bacillariophyta; Bacillariophyceae; Naviculales; Naviculaceae
Source: the annotation of a GenBank genome assembly